AAUCCAUCCGUCAAUCAAACAUCCAUUCCAUAUACAAAAUUUACUUGAUCGUUUUCGAGAAAGAAAGUACGAAAUUCCCAAUUAUUAUAUUUACAAGUGAAAGUGCCCGUCAGAAGUAUUACAAUAAAAUGAAAACUGGAUUACAGACGGGGAUCGUCGUUGGCUCCAAGACGCGGGUUCGUUGCAUCUACUGCGAUGUGUUUAUACCAAAGGCAAACAAAUGUAUCGAGCAGCAUACUAACGGCGUAAAACAUAAAGAGAAUAUCGAGCUAAUGUCCGAGAACGGUAUAAGCCUAACAAACGAAGUGUUGCACUGUAAACCUUGCCAGGUGAAUCUUACUGAGGGGGAAUCGGUGUCAAAACAUAUAGAUGGAGAUUCGCAUGCGAAUUGGAUGGCCGCUAUAGAAGACCUCGUGGACGGUGAGUUUAUCAAUAUAGACGACUAUUUAUCGUGCGACAGAGAUGAUGUAACAUGCGAAGUUUGCGAUAUAACGUUAAGUUGUACUCUGGAGAGUAUACAGGAUCAUGUGAACUCCUUCAAUCACAGAGCCAAAACUGUGGACAGGCUUAAACCGCUCAAUGGUAUAUUUCGAGUUGAUAAUGACGCCGAAGUGUGGUGCAAAAUAUGUGAUGCAUACAUUGAUAACACAGUGCAAGGCAUCCUGGAUCACAUUGAUGAUAACGAGAGUCACAUGCAGUGGUUCACAGACAUCGAAGACUUGAUUGAAGACCAGGACAUUUCUAUAGAGGACUAUCUUGCUAACGAACAUGAAAUGAACGCAUUUUGUAAUAAAUGCAAUGUCCAUAUUCCAUGCACUGUUAAUAAGAUUGAAGAACAUGUGUACAGUGAAUCUCAUCUUAAUCAAUUCAGUUAAUCUAAAGUGUGUCUCACAGUUAUAUUUGAAAACUAAGCUGAAUAGCCUUUUUCAACUCUGCUUUUCUAAACUCUCAGCAGUAUAAUGCCAUUUUGCUCUAUCAAGUCAGCAACACACUAUGCCAUAACUGUUUUUCCCUCAAUAUUGCAAACAGAUAAGAUUGGGCCAUAUUUGUGCAAACACAACAGCAAAAUGUGCAGCAAGCAUUAUCCUCUAGUCACACAAAGGACUAUAAAAAGGUCCUAUUUCAUUAUAAUUAAAAUAUUUAUUCUUCUUCUUCAGUCGGUCCCUCAAUACUGAGGAUCGUGACAUCAUAUCCUUCUGUUGAAGACCAGGUUCCUCCAUAGGGUUCUAUUCCCCGCCAAAAUAUUUAUUAAGACAAAUCAAAAUAGCAUUUGUCUUGCCAUGAUUUGAUGUCUGGGUGGCUAGAGGUAACUUGAGCUAGACUAACUUAAAAUAUCUAGACAAGCUAACUUUCUCAGGUGUACAUACAUAUAUAUGCUACAGUGGCUUUUAUAAAUCAGUAUAGCUCAAUUAAAUAUAAUUGUUAACUGCCUACAAAAAGUAUACAUACUGUUUUGAUAUUAAUUAAAGCAAGGGUAUUUUUUGUGUCAAGCCCUUGGUCCAAAAAUGGUAUUUUAUGCCCACUCUUGUUUAUUGAACAGGCCUUUUGUGCCCACCUUGCCAUUUUGCACCACCCAAAGACCCCACAGGUUAUUUAUAUUUAACUCUAACUAUGAAAAUUCAAUUAACUUCAUAUUGGUCUCCUAAGCAUAAUUAGUAAUUAAGAAUAUUCAGCUUUCAUUUUAUUGAGCCUCACUGAGUCUGUGAAAAAAGAAUUUUAUGAUCUAAACAUUAUUGUUAAUAGUAACAGAUUUCCUAUAUACCUACAACAAUCUCAAAUAUUAAAGAACGAACUGAGCAUAGUCACAACCCAGAAUUGUUUAUUCUGCAAAUUUUGGGGAAGUUAACACGUUGGCUGUUCACCAUACUACACCUAUAGUAUUGCUCCAAUGCCCAAUAAUAAUUUAAGUGAGCUUUUGAUCCCACCUGUGAUGGUCACGGCAGACAACGUGUUAAAAGCAAUAGAUGUGUACAAUGUAACUAAUAUAACAUUCCCUAUCAAUGUUAUCAAAAUGGACACUGAAACAAGCAAGAAUACAAGAAUGUAAAAAUAUGCAAUUACACAUAAAAUAUUAAAAUGGACAUAGUUAUGUUACAUUGCAGGGCCUAAGGAUUUCAUACGCAUAGGGUUGAGUUGUGCCAAAAUAUUAAGGUGAAUACUACUUUUAUAAUUAUAAUUCCUUACCUACCUGUAUACUAUCUCAAAAUAAAUCUCAGAUAAAUAUCCCAUAUUUAACCAACAAUUUUUCAUGUGUGUAUAAUGUUAUUUAAGAAUUUCUCUCUUACUAAUAAGAGAUCAAUACCUAAUCUCUAAAAUAAUAAUAUUUGAACUAAAAUAUAUUUAUUUUUAUAAUCUGACAGGUGUUUUUGACAAUUAACCUGUAAAUACUCUUAUUAUUAAGGGGGGAAAUAUUGAAAAAAAUGGACUGAAUGUAAAAUUAAUAUAAUUGUAUAAAUAUGUAUAAUGCAUGCAUAUAUUUUGUAAUAGAAUGUAGUUCACUGUUGCAACAUUCCUAUGCUAUCGUUUUGCCGUUUUGUGUUCUAAGAUUAAUUAUUUUAAUCACAAUUCUGUUACAUUCACUAUGCAUAUGCCAAUUCUGUUUCAAAGCAUGUUUUUAAAAGUUGAAUAAAAUAUUUUGUAUAAAAGCAUAGCACCU
Cydia fagiglandana is the source of this 2656-nucleotide messenger RNA. RefSeq lists its product as uncharacterized. The transcript has a single exon. NCBI's taxonomy places the organism in Eukaryota, Metazoa, Arthropoda, Insecta, Lepidoptera, Tortricidae. The record is from RefSeq and is a predicted model, not a curated record. The coding region runs from base 129 to 875 and encodes 248 amino acids. Gene Ontology annotation, molecular function: zinc ion binding; nucleic acid binding.